Messenger RNA from Hydractinia symbiolongicarpus, 960 nucleotides. Its product is annotated as 52 kDa repressor of the inhibitor of the protein kinase-like. The coding region runs from base 1 to 960 and encodes 319 amino acids. The record is from RefSeq and is a predicted model, not a curated record. Lineage: Eukaryota; Metazoa; Cnidaria; Hydrozoa; Anthoathecata; Hydractiniidae. The transcript is spliced from 2 exons.
AUGCCGAAGAAAACAAGUGAUUUAUCAAAAUGGCUCAUUAGACCUGAAAAACGAACAAACGAAGAAGCAGCAACAACACCUACAACGACGACACCUACAACGACAGCACCAACAAACCCGGAGAAUAAUUUUAAGGAAACAACGAGUGAUCCAUCUAAACCGAACCAACCUCGUUCUUUGAGUUUUCCAAAAACAACGUUUGGUAAAGAUCCGAAACAAAGAUCGUUUAACCCAACAUGGUUUGACAAGUUCCUCUGGUUACAUUACGACCAAAAUAAAGACGCUGCUUUCUGCUUUACUUGUCUCAGUGCUCUUAGAAAAAGCAUGAUUUCUGCAACAAAAGCAGAGACAGUUUUUACUGAAACCGGCUACCGAAAUUGGAAAAAGGCGCUUGAAUCUGGAAGAGGAUUUUCUAAACACGAAUGUAGCGACUCCCAUAAAGAAGCCACUGAAAGACUGAUUACUGCGCCAGGUACAUCAAAGGACAUUGGUGAAAUCAUGGUAGAUAAUCUUGCAGCCACAAAGGAAAGGAAUAGACGAAUGCUGUUAAAACUGUUGCAAAGCGUUCGAUAUCUAGGGCGACAAUCACUUCCGUUUAGAGGCAAUUGGGAUGAGGAAACACACAGCGAGUUGAAUUCGAACUUCCACCAGUUACUUUUACUCCGAUGUGAAUAUGAUAAGGAACUGAGUGCAUGGCUUGCAAAAAAGCAAAACUACACGUCACCGGCUAUUCAAAACGAAAUGCUGCGAAUCGAAGCACUUAGUAUUUUACGUGACAUUGCAAAAAAUAUUCAGUCAGCUGAGAUUUUCACAAUCCUUGCAGAUGAAACAGGGGAUGUGUCAAAUACGGAACAACUUGUCAUUUGCAUUCGGUGGGUUGAUGAUGAAUUACAGGCUCACGAGGAGUUUAUUGGCCUCCAUCCACUACAUGAUACUAGUGCUGACCAAAUCGUUUUUUAA